Molecule: messenger RNA, 1251 nt
Organism: Megalopta genalis
Lineage: Eukaryota; Metazoa; Arthropoda; Insecta; Hymenoptera; Halictidae
Source: RefSeq, a predicted model, not a curated record
CCGGUGGGCCGUAUUGCGAUGCAACAAAUCGUUGCUACUUUUAUUGUCAUCGUUAUCAUUUGCAUGUGUUUAAUUAAAAUGGAAAGAUUGAACGGCUUACUCCAGGUUACGAUUCGAAAUGGGUGCAACGGCACAGUGACUGGCUCACAUUAUUUAAUUAAUAAUAUCAAUUUAUUUAGAUUGAACGGUAUAGUACUCAUUUGAAAAACCUUUAUUUUUGUUUGUAUAUUUUGCAUUUAUAGAACUCAACAAGCUGCAGCGGCAAGGAAGAUGCGCACCGAGAAGAUCGAAGCAGCGGAAGUCAGUCAAGAAAUGCCCCAUUUCAUCAUUGAGGCAGGAACGCAAGAGCAAUCACGUGCACAGCCAAGCAUCGAGGAAGGAUUAACCAUUACGGACUUCCGGCUCGUGGUAGAGCAGGUACUACUGAUAGGGUACCACUCGGCAACGUUCGAAUGCACCACGCAACAUUUGCAAGUAAUCGGGAUGAAGCGCUCGGGAUUAAGAGCAACAAUAACUCUGAAAUGCAAGAUGUGCCAAUAUGAAGCGGAAGUGCAGAAUCAAUCGGCAGACAACAAAACAAUGGAUUUGCAUUCUACUACGGCCCUCGCCACAAUCACUUGUGGUGGUGGUUACUCACAGAUGGAAGAUAUACUAAAUAUUCUUAGCCACGUUUUCGGAGAGCACAAGGAGUGUCGAAGACUAGGAUAUUUCUGCGACCGCCCAGCAAACACGGGAGAAGACAACUUGGUACCGCAUCUCAAGAAAAUCGGCAUAUAUAACCGGAUGCAUGAGAUCUUCCGUCCAUUGAUGGCUCAUGCUGAAAGUUUAUUAUAUAAUACUACAAACAAUUCAGUUGAGAACCUCAAUGCCAUCAUUGCAAAAUAUACCGGUGGGAAAAGGAUAAAUUGGGGCCAGAGAGGGUCAUAUUCUGCGAGAUGUGCAGCUGCUGUUGUACAGCACAACACGCAAAAACUAAUAUCAAAGGUAAUAGAGGGCAAGGGUGCGAAGCCGCCGAAAUUGAUAGAAGAAUUAGAAGAAAGAAGGAAAGGCAGUAAUGAAAAAGGAAAGGAAAGGGAAAGAAAGUCUUCGAAGAAGGUGAGAAACCCAUUUUGUUCAACAACGGACCCGGAUUAUGGAGUUAGCGCAGAGAAACCGGAUAUGGAGCAACAUCUAUUUAACUUUGAAAAAGAAAGGCACAUGGAGAUGCUGCAGGAUUGGCAGACGAAUCGAAAGAAAAUAGAGAGGGAUACG